Salvia splendens (bonfire salvia) is the source of this 504-nucleotide messenger RNA. Its product is annotated as proteinaceous RNase P 2. The transcript has a single exon. Lineage: Eukaryota; Viridiplantae; Streptophyta; Magnoliopsida; Lamiales; Lamiaceae. Bases 1 to 504 code for a protein of 167 amino acids. Gene Ontology annotation, molecular function: ribonuclease P activity; protein binding. Gene Ontology annotation, biological process: tRNA 5'-leader removal. The record is from RefSeq and is a predicted model, not a curated record.
AUGAGCAACCAGAACACACGGCGGAAGAAGCAGAAACAGACGCCGGAGUCGCAGUUUCGGUGUACACUGGAUCAGUGUUCCAAAUCGAAGGACCUCUCCGCCGCCAUCACUCUCUACGAAUCCUCCUCAAGUCCAACCCUCACUCUCAACAAUCUCAAUUCCUUGCUAUACAUCUGCUCCGAAGCCCUUUCCAAUUCAAAUACCCGACAAUCCGCAAUUGACUUCGGAUUCAAGCUGUUCCGCAACCACAACAAUGAAAACCUCAAGCCAAACGAGGCGACGCUCACAGCCGUGGCUCGGUUGGCGGCGGCGAACGGAGACUACGCGUUCGACCUUGCGAAAAGCGUGAUGAAACAAUGUGCAGCGCCGAAGCUUAGGACUUUCACGCCGGCGUUGAAUUGCUUUUGCGGCGUCGGAGCGGCGGAUAGGGCUUAUGAAGUGGAGGAGCAUGUGGUAUCGGCGGGGCCUCAGAUGGAACGUGCCCUGCCUGCCGUGAAUAGUUAG